This is a messenger RNA of Nomascus leucogenys (northern white-cheeked gibbon), 4964 nucleotides long. RefSeq names its product protein phosphatase 1 catalytic subunit beta (gene PPP1CB). Gene Ontology annotation, molecular function: protein serine/threonine phosphatase activity. Gene Ontology annotation, cellular component: cytoplasm; nucleus. Gene Ontology annotation, biological process: circadian regulation of gene expression; regulation of circadian rhythm. The record is from RefSeq and is a predicted model, not a curated record. NCBI's taxonomy places the organism in Eukaryota, Metazoa, Chordata, Mammalia, Primates, Hylobatidae.
CACCGCGGCGAGACUCGGCGCCGUGGACGUGGAGAGAGGGCGACGCACCUGCGCGAAGACGGCAGCGCGAGAAGCCGCUCCAGUGCGGUUGCGCGGCGGCCCAGGCGUCGAGGGCAGCCUCGGCGGGGAGCGCGCCGCGCGCCUGCGCGGAGAGCUGCGUGACGCGGUGGCGCGCAAGGGACGUGCGGAGUGAGUGGCGCUGCGGGUGGGGCCGUCGGCGGCGCUGGUGAGAGAACGCCGAGCCGUCGCCGCAGCCUCCGCCGCCGAGAAGCCCUUGUUCCCGCUGCUGGGAAGGAGAGUCUGUGCCGACAAGAUGGCGGACGGGGAGCUGAACGUGGACAGCCUCAUCACCCGGCUGCUGGAGGUACGAGGAUGUCGUCCAGGAAAGAUUGUGCAGAUGACUGAAGCAGAAGUUCGAGGCUUAUGUAUCAAGUCUCGGGAGAUCUUUCUCAGCCAGCCUAUUCUUUUAGAAUUGGAAGCACCGCUGAAAAUUUGUGGAGAUAUUCAUGGACAGUAUACAGAUUUACUGAGAUUAUUUGAAUAUGGAGGUUUCCCACCAGAAGCCAACUAUCUUUUCUUAGGAGAUUAUGUGGACAGAGGAAAGCAGUCUUUGGAAACCAUUUGUUUGCUAUUGGCUUAUAAAAUCAAAUAUCCAGAGAACUUCUUUCUCUUAAGAGGAAACCAUGAGUGUGCUAGCAUCAAUCGCAUUUAUGGAUUCUAUGAUGAAUGCAAACGAAGAUUUAAUAUUAAAUUGUGGAAGACCUUCACUGAUUGUUUUAACUGUCUGCCUAUAGCAGCCAUUGUGGAUGAGAAGAUCUUCUGUUGUCAUGGAGGAUUGUCACCAGACCUGCAAUCUAUGGAGCAAAUUCGGAGAAUUAUGAGACCUACUGAUGUCCCUGAUACAGGUUUGCUCUGUGAUUUGCUAUGGUCUGAUCCAGAUAAGGAUGUGCAAGGCUGGGGAGAAAAUGAUCGUGGUGUUUCCUUUACUUUUGGAGCUGAUGUAGUCAGUAAAUUUCUGAAUCGUCAUGAUUUAGAUUUGAUUUGUCGAGCUCAUCAGGUGGUGGAAGAUGGGUAUGAAUUUUUUGCUAAACGACAGUUGGUAACCUUAUUUUCAGCCCCAAAUUACUGUGGCGAGUUUGAUAAUGCUGGUGGAAUGAUGAGUGUGGAUGAAACUUUGAUGUGUUCAUUUCAGAUAUUGAAACCAUCUGAAAAGAAAGCUAAGUACCAGUAUGGUGGACUGAAUUCUGGACGUCCUGUCACUCCACCUCGAACAGCUAAUCCACCGAAGAAAAGGUGAAGAAAGGAAUUCUGUAAAGAAACCAUCAGAUUUGUUAAGGACAUACUUCAUAAUAUAUAAGUGUGCACUGUAAAACCAUCCAGCCAUUUGACACCCUUUAUGAUGUCACACCUUUAACUUAAGGAGACGGGUAAAGGAUCUUAAAUUUUUUUCUAAUAGAAAGAUGUGCUACACUGUAUUGUAAUAAGUAUACUCUGUUAUAGUCAACAAAGUUAAAUCCAAAUUCAAAAUUAUCCAUUAAAGUUACAUCUUCAUGUAUCACAAUUUUUAAAGUUGAAAAGCAUCCCAGUUAAACUAGAUGUGAUAGUUAAACCAGAUGAAAGCAUGAUGAUCCAUCUGUGUAAUGUGGUUUUAGUGUUGCUUGGUUGUUUAAUUAUUUUGAGCUUGUUUUGUUUUUGUUUUUUUUCGCUAGAAUAAUGGCAAAUACUUCUAAUUUUUUUCCCUAAACAUGUUUAAAAGUGAAAUAUGGGAAGAGCUUUACAGACAUUCACCAACUAUUAUUUUCCCUUGCUUAUCUACUUAGAUAUCUGUUUAAUCUUACUAAGAAAACUUAUGACUCAUUACAUUAAAAAGGAAUUUUAGAGAUUGAUUGUUUUAAAAAAAAUACGCACAUUGUCCAAUCCAGUGAUUUUAAUCAUACAGUUUGACUGGGUAAACUUUACAGCUGAUAGUGAAUAUUUUGCUUUAUACAGGAAUUGACACUGAUUUGGAUUUGUGCACUCUAAUUUUUAACUUAUUGAUGCUCUAUUGUGCAGUAGCAUUUCAUUUAACUUUAAGAUAAGGCUCAUAUAGUAUUACCCAACUAGUUGGUAAUGUGAUUAUGUGGUACCUUGGCUUUAGGUUUUCAUUCGCACGGAACACCUUUUGGCAUGCUUAACUUCCUGGUAACACCUUCACCUGCAUUGGUUUUCUUUUUCUUUUUUCUUUUUCUUUUUUUUUUUUUUUUUUUUUUUUUUUGUCGUUGUCGUUGUUGUUUGUUUUUAGAUCCACAGUACAUGAGAAUCCUUUUUUGACAAGCCUUGGAAAGCUGACACUAUCUCUUUUUCCUCCCUCUAUAUGAAGGAUGUAUUUAAAUGAAUGCUGGUCAGUGGGACAUUUUGUCAACUAUGGGUAUUGGGUGCUUAACUGUCUAAUAUUGCCAUGUGAAUGUUGUAUACGAUUGUAAGGCUUAUGUCACUAAAGAUUUUUAUUCUGAUUUUUUCAUAAUCAAAGGUCAUAUGAUAUUGUAUAGACAUGCUUUGUAGUGAACUAUAGUAGCAAUAAUUUCUGUACCUGAUCAAGAGUUUAUUGCAGCCUUUCUUUUCCUAUUCUUUCUUUUUUUUAAGGGUUAGUAUUAACAAACGGCAAUGAGUUAGAAAAGUUAACAUGAAGAUUUUAGAAGGAGAGAACUUACAGGACACAGAUUUGUGAUUCUUUGGCUGUGACACUAUUGGAUGUGAUUCUAAAAGCUUUUAUUGAGCAUUGUCAAAUUUGUAAGCUUCAUAGGGAUGGACAUCAUAUCUAUAAUGCCCUUCUAUAUGUGCUACCAUAGAUGUGACAUUUUUGACCUUAAUAUCGUCUUUGAAAAUGUUAAAUUGAGAAACCUGUUAACUUACGUUUUAUGAAUUGGCACAUUGUAUUACUUACUGCAAGAGAUAUUUCAUUUUCAGCACAGUGCAAAAGUUCUUUAAAAUGCAUAUGUCUUUUUUUCUAAUUCCGUUUUGUUUUAAAGCACAUUUUAAAUGUAGUUUUCUCAUUUAGUAAAAGUUGUCUAAUUGAUAUGAAGCCUGACUGAUUUUUUUUCCUUACAGUGAGACAUUUAAGCACACAUUUUAUUCACAUAGAUACUGUGUCCUUGACAUAUUGAAAUGAUUCUUUUCUGAAAGUAUUCAUGAUCUGCAUAUGAUGUAUUAGGUUAGGUCACAAAGCUUUUAUCUGAGGUGAUUUAAAUAACUUCCUGAUCGGAGUGUGUAAGCUGAGCGAUUUCUAAUAAAAUUUUAGUUGUACUCUUUUAGUAGUCAUAGUGAAGCAGGUCUAGAAAAUAAGCCUUUGGCAGGGAAAAAGGGCAAUGCUGAUUAAUCUCAGUAUUAAACCACAUUAAUCUGUAUUCCAUCGUCUGGCUUUUGUAAAUUCAUCCAGGUCAAGACUAAGUAUGUUGGUUAAUAGGAAUCCUUUUUUUUUUUUUUUUGAAGACUAAAUGUGAAAAAAUAAUCACUACUUAAGCUAAUUAAUAUUGGUCAUUAAAUUUAAAGGAUGGAAAUUUAUCAUGUUUAAAAAUUAUUAAGCACUCUUAAAACCACUUAAACAGCCUCCAGUCAUAAAAAUGUGUUCUUUACAAAUAUUUGCUUGGCAACACUACUUGAAAUAAAUAAAACUUUGUUUCUUAGGAGAAAAUUAUUCUGUAAUUCCAGUGUCACUAAUUUAUAUUGUUCUUUCCUCUGAUUUUUUUCAGGUUAGUGAUUUUUUUGUAUACAAUUUAAUCCAAAUGUUAUGACAUUCAGAAAUCAUGAAACACAGUAGCUAUCUGUUAUAAUGUGGUGUAUCACAUGGAUUAUAAAGCAAAGUUAUGGUCGAUUUCUAUUCUUGAAAGAAUCAACUACAGUGAGUCCUUUGCAUUUGAAGCCUUAACAUGCGUUGCUUUAAUUUUGCCCAGGGACACAUUUUAAUAAUCAGCAAGACUGGUUUGUGCAAAGCGUUGAGUCAUCAGGUAUUUAGAGCCUAGCCAGCUACCCAGUAUCCAUGCUGCCAUAUCCCUUCAUUGUAAAAAGUACCUAAACAUUCGUGAAAUUAUUUUUUUUAGCUGAAAAAUGCUGGCAAGAAGAAUUUUAAAGCUUAAAAUAGGUGGUAAAUUUGAAGUAUGAGUGUGUUCAGGAGAAGCAUACGCUUUUCAAAAAAAUUUUUAUUCAAGGCAAAGCAAGGAACAUCUUGAGAUAUGUCUCUUAAGAAUAUAAAGAUGUAUUAUUUUAAGCCAAGGAGCUGAAAUAUAUCUCAGUUUAUAAAUUCAGGUAUAUUCUUUUUGUCUCCAUGGCAACCAUAACUUUUGAACCCAAAAAAAAUUUUUUUACAUCUUUAUGCUGAAAAUGUGUUUAGAGUAGGAAUGUGGUCAGGCUGAAUUUGCUGUUGCUCCCUAACCAAAUCCACCUCUUGUUUUUCCUUGUGAGUCCAUGGCUAAAUCAAAGCUGCCCCUGAGAAGAGACUUAAUCCAAGCCUGAUUGUACUAGUGGCAUCACUUAGAAGUAGGCUGUCCCUCUUUCUAGUAGAUCUCAAUGUUUUAUAAUUCCUUAAAACAGCUGAAAAUUGGGACAACAUACUUUACGCAAUGAACAGUAGUUAAAUAGGAAAUAAACUAGUUCCAUAUAAGUAUACACCUAGAGUUUUGAUUACCUUUAUAAUGUUUCUUAAACAAAAGUGAAACUUAGAUGCAAUUGUGAUUGGAUACUUAGAUACUAAGUGAAACUUAGUGUAACAAUUUUGAUCUGUUAAAUUGGAUUUUACAUGUACAUUUGAAUGCCAGAAUUUCUAAAUAAAUCCCCUGGUUAGGAAAUUUUAAAAGUCAAAGCUUGUUUUCUUCAACCACUACCUUCUACAUUGGUUGACUUAGACCAUAAGCUUUUUAAGUUUCUCAUUGUAAUUUACCUUCUCAUGCAGAUUGCUGAUGUUUUAUUAAACCUUAUUUUUACAAAAAUGA